ACGGAACAGACUACUUCUUGCUCUACAGACGUUUGCGGAAACAGACGUGCAAGGCCAAACAGAUAUCAUUAAACUAUAUAACGUCUCCAUCAUCUGGAAUAGAUUCCUUAUUGUUCCGAAUACAAGAUGACUACUGAAAAAUACCCCAGAUCUUCAAUUGAAGAUGAUUUCAACUAUGGCACAAACGUUGCAACAGCAAGUGUGCAAAUCCGAAUGGAUUUUUUGCGCAAGGUGUACAGCAUCCUGUCUCUGCAGAUCAUUCUGACCACUGCAACAUCUGCCCUCUUUAUGUUCUGUGACACCAUCAAGGAUUUCGUCCAUGCAAGUCCCGCGGUGGUGUUGGUAUCAGCAAUCGGCUCUCUAGUUCUGCUCGUGGCCUUGGCGGUGUACCGACACAAGCACCCAGUCAACCUUUACCUGUUAUUCACAUUUACUUUGUUGGAAGCAAUCUCUGUUGCAACGGCUGUGACCUUCUAUGAGUAUGCCAUAGUGCUCCAGGCCUUCUUCCUCACCACUGCUGUAUUCCUGGGACUGACUGCAUACACCUUCCAGUCUAAGAGGGACUUCAGCAAACUGGGAGCUGGAUUGUUUGCCUGCCUGUGGAUUCUGAUCAUUGCGAGUUUUAUGAGGCUCUUCUUCAACAACGACACCACGGAGCUGGUGUUUGCCGGCGCCGGGGCUCUGCUGUUCUGCGGCUUCAUCAUCUAUGACACCCAUCUCCUGAUGCACCAGCUGUCCCCCGAGGAGCACAUCCUGGCCUCCAUCAACCUCUACCUGGACAUCGUCAACCUCUUCCUGCACAUCCUGCGGAUCCUGGACUCCAUGAAGAAGAACUGAGGCUGCACGGGGCCCUCUGCUGGUGUGAGGGAGUUAUUACGAGGGAAUCGGUCAGAAAUGUCCUCGAUAAAUGCUGUCAUUUUGGUCCACGUUUAACCUUAUAAUACAUUAACACCAGGCUGUUUUCAAUCAUGGGAUUGUGGAACUGAAAUAGUUUAUUCCUUUUUUUUUCCUGUUUUAUUAUUUUGAAUGUGAUAUAUUGUUUCACGUUGGUAACUGGAGAUGAACUAAAUUAAUCUAAUCACAUGACAGUUUUUCAACCUUAGCUUGACUCUUGUCAUGCUGGUAUUUUUUCUGAAUGACUUUAUACACAAAAGUCUGUCAGGCACAAGAUGUUUAGGAGAUGUUGACAAGUAAUGAGUAUUGCAGGACCUAAAUAGUACCAGUACACAGGGAAAACGUGUGAGGUACUAUUCAAAUGAUUUUGAAUAUAACCACAGAGCACCAUUUGGGACCAAAUAAUGUUAUAAGAAGAUUGAUGUAAAGAUAUUUAAGUGUUUACUGUGUAUAGUAACAAGAAUUUAUAGCCGGAAGGAAUCUCAAGGAUUAAAUGAGAGUUGUUUAUGUUGAGAUACAGCUUAAUGUAAAUAAUUUACAAAGGGAUUUUUCUUGUUUCUGUUUAGCUUCUCUGAUUAAUUUAUUAACAAGACCGCAAGUGCAAUACAGUUGUAAUGUGACAUGUAGCAUAGUUGCACGUCUGUAAAAUAUCUGUCAAUCAUUAACAUGUUUGCUGUUGAUUAAAUUAAAGUUAAAUGUAAUGAGUUGCA
Osmerus eperlanus (European smelt) is the source of this 1604-nucleotide messenger RNA. RefSeq names its product transmembrane BAX inhibitor motif containing 4 (gene tmbim4). The coding region runs from base 127 to 837 and encodes 236 amino acids. Gene Ontology annotation, biological process: negative regulation of apoptotic process. The record is from RefSeq and is a predicted model, not a curated record. NCBI's taxonomy places the organism in Eukaryota, Metazoa, Chordata, Actinopteri, Osmeriformes, Osmeridae. The transcript is spliced from 7 exons.